UCAGAAGUGAGUCGCAGGGGUUUUACUCAGUGAACGCUCUCGGAAAACAUGCUUAUUUCAUGCCAGUUGUUUGGUCUCACUAAAGGAAUGGGAUAUUUUUUUGGAUCGAGUUAAAAGCAGCAAUGAUUCAUUUGUCCUAGUGCCCGUACUUUUGUUGCGCAUCUUGGGGUCUUCACGUACUUUUACUCAGCGGUGCUUUUGAAUUUUAUGCUGUUCUUGAUUAUUGCUGGAUAUGAUGCCUAUACAAAGAUUCACCGGCAAAACGCGGGCACAUCGGUGGGACAGUUUCAGGUAGAUUUGACCCGUUUGUGGAUGUAAAUCCCUGGAUGAUGCUCUCAAUGCAAAAGAACGUCCUCUUGUUCCUUAUCGCCCUCAAUACGACCCUCACACCUCUGCAACGAAGGGUGGAUGGCAACCCCUUAGUAAUGGAUCCCAAUAGUAUCUGUCGUAGAACUAGAACGUUGGUAGGCAGACAUGCCGACAUGUGUCAGUCUCAGCCUGAGAUAAUUCAAGAAGUGGCGAAAGGUUCCCGGUUGGGCAUGCGAGAAUGCCAACAUCAGUUCCACAGCCGUCGCUGGAACUGCACCAGCCAAAGCAGAAACCUGGCCAAGAUCCUGCAACAAGAUAUCCGGGAAACUGCAUUUGUGUAUGCUAUCACAGCUGCUGGGGUGCUGUAUGCAGUGACACAAGCCUGCAGCCAGGGAGCGCUGCCACAGUGCGGCUGUGUGACCCUUCAGAGCUCCUCUGAAACUUACCAUGACUCCCCAGCAGAGCAGGUGCUCAUCCAGGCUUCACUUGUCCAAGCUGGGCGCUGGGAAUGGGGGGGCUGCGGAGAUGAUGUGGACUUUGGUUACGAGAAGUCUCGUCAGUUCAUGGACAUCAGGCAGCGAAAAGGCAAGAAUGACAUCAGGACCCUUAUUGACCUGCACAACAACGAGGCAGGAAGAUUGGCCAUACGGAUACAAAUGCGGACAGAGUGUAAAUGCCAUGGCCUUUCUGGUUCCUGCACUCUUCGCAGCUGCUGGAGGAAGAUGCCUCUCUUCCGUCAGGUUGGUGAUUACCUCAUGCAGAGUUUCCAUAGGGCCGUCCGCGUGAUGGGUGGGAAUGAUGGUAAAUCGCUAGUCCCCAUCGAUCCAGAUACCCCUCCCCUGGAUGCUAAUGUCCUCAUCUAUUCAGCUGAGUCACCUGACUUCUGUCAGGCCAAUCAAAGGACGGGUACAGAAGGCACACAGGGUCGUGUGUGUAACAUCACAGAGACAGGGCCGGGAGGCUGUGACAGCCUGUGCUGCGGCAAAGGUUUUGCAGACUACACACUGGAAUAUGAGGAAAACUGUCAGUGUCAGUUUCACUGGUGCUGUGAGGUUCAGUGCCAGACAUGUUCUAUUAAAAAGGACGUCAGCCUUUGCUUGUGAAGUCCACUCAAGAAGAUAAAAAACAGAACUUCAUCUGUAGUAGAUGUGUUUGAGCUGGAAGGGCACAUUUGUUUUUUGCUAGGAGUGUCCUCUAUGCAGAAUUAAGCAGUGACUUACCAUCUUAUCGCUCUGAUAAAUUUGAUGUUGAUGGUCCACAAGACUGAGCAAUAUCUGUAAGUCAGGUGGGAGUAGUGUUGCCAGGUUUUGCAAGAGAAAUAAGCGACAUGGUCUGAACAAAAACAAAUAUAAAAUAAGUGACGUGGCACUCAUUCAAACUAUCAGUUUCAACCACUAACAAGCCCAAAUACGGAACUGUAUUCUGGAAAUAAUCCCUCACCCCCCAAAUAAUACAAUCUGUGACUGCAUAAAUCCAUAAGCAACUUGAUUUGCAAGUUGAUUUUAAUAAGUGGACUUGGCAACAUUGGGUGGGAGUCUGGAGUUUUAUGGCUGCUUUCAAAAAUAAACAUUCAUCUUACUGCCACCUACUGGUCUUUUAUUAAGAGAAAUUAGUGUGUUAAGAAAAUAAAUUUUCUCUGAUUUUCUCAGAACACUAAAAAUCUGGAAAUAGAGCAAUGAGCUUGAGAAAUUUUAGAUGAAAACAUCCUCUAACAGAUUCAGACCAGUUCAAUACCUUUGGCUUAUGGCCAUUUAUGUGGUAUCUGAAAAUCAUCCAUUGUCAGUACUGUCCAAGGUGCUGAAAUCCUGACUGACAGUUGCCUUGCAAACCGGAAUAUGUAGUCAGAACCUCACUGAUUAGAACAUUUGUUGGUCUAAUUCUAAAUUAUUUGUCCAUUAUGUACAUACACAUGCUUUUUAUUAAAUGCAGAGAUUUGUUACAAAUAGUAUGAUAUAUACACUGGAAAAUAAUGGUAACCGAAAAAUAUGGCUCAUAUGGCAACAUCUAAAUUAUUAUCUUUUAUUUUUCAAAUCAAAACAUUUACUUAAAUUAGCAAAUAAACUAAAAAUAAUAACAUAUACGAACAACACUAAAUUUAAAUGUAGGAUCAAGUAGAAAUAAAUAAAUAUUUUGACAUAGAGUAAUAUAAUUUUUUCCUUCUUUUUUAAAAUUUGAAUAUUUGAAGCUCUAAAAUGUUUCUACAAACUCACAUAGAAAAAGAUUGCUUGCAUUUUUCAGUUUACAUGUAUGAAAAUAAAACAUGCAAUAUGUUUUAUUAGAGUAAAAAGAGAUCUUGUAAAACAAUAAGAGAACAUGUCUUGAUUUUAUUGACAACCAGGUAUUUAUAUCAAACUAAAAUUUAAGUAACUUCACUGUAAAAAAAAAGAGUAAUCAAAAGUUUCAGGAAAAAAAAGAAAUAUCACUUUAAGGUAAAAUUUUCAGGUUUGCCACUUUUUACAGUGUAACAACAACUCCAAAGAUAAUAUUGGGCUUUUUCCACAGUGCUGAUGUUGUAAGAAUUUUUGUGUUUUAUUUUAUGUUUGUCUACAAAUGAAUGUCCACAAGGUGGAGCAUACACAUAGCCCUUCAAUGCUGCAAAAGCGUAUAGGCUACUGUAAGCGAUGCAUCUGUAGUGCAUCCACUAGGGUUUAAAAAAAAACAUAUAUUUGUGUUAUACCUAUUUAAAAAGUAUAAAUAAUUUAACUCAUUGUUUUUAUUUUGUUUUUGUUUUUUUCGAAUUGACUGUGAAAUAUAAGUACAAAUACGCAAUUACGAAAAAUUGUUUGUUAUUUGUAUUGUAUACCUAUUUCCCUUUACUAUUUUACACUAAAACAUUUGGUGUAUUGUUUUUGAAAAUGGCAAGUAACAUGACAUUUUGAAAUAGAAAGAGUGAAAUAGUAUUUUCUUGUAAAAAAAAAAAAAAAAAACUUCAAUAAUCGUCAAUAAUGAAAUAAUUUCAUAGCUAUGAGACAUUUGGGGAAUUUAUUGUAUGUCUGUGUUUGUCAGAGAGAUCUAGUAAGCUACCUCGCUAGCUGACAUGUUGAACAGCUGUAAUUAUGAGAUACACUGUUUUCUAUUGUUGGGAAAAAUCCAUAAAUACUCUCUGAGCCCCUUGUAUAAAAAUAGACAUCUGAAAGAGACUGUCUAACCCAUAUACAGACUCAUUUAAGAGAUGUGGGCAAAUGUGUUUCAAGCUUCUCUGGUUGGUGAACGCAGACAUCAGUCCUUUCACGUCGCGUCAGGAUUGGCAGACGGAGGAGGCUUAUCCCGGUUUACAGGUCUGUACCUUUAGUUUUUUUGCCCGGCUACACAUUACAAGUCCUGCCCAUUGCUCCCGCUGUCUGAGGCUGCGCGCGCAGUGGGAUGCAGAAGGAGUGGCGGAGCGCGCGCGUGUGUGACUGAGGCGAGCAUCGAUUAUCACAUAGGUACGGUAACCUAAUCAGUUCAACAGCUGUUUUCCCCACUGUGUAACCCAGUGGUCACGCGAAACAUAAA
Molecule: messenger RNA, 3804 nt
Organism: Labeo rohita (rohu)
Lineage: Eukaryota; Metazoa; Chordata; Actinopteri; Cypriniformes; Cyprinidae
Gene: wnt6a
Product: wingless-type MMTV integration site family, member 6a
Exons: 4
Coding region: 327-1412 (361 amino acids)
Biological process (GO): cell fate commitment; multicellular organism development; canonical Wnt signaling pathway
Cellular component (GO): extracellular region
Molecular function (GO): cytokine activity; frizzled binding
Source: RefSeq, a predicted model, not a curated record